Messenger RNA from Zootoca vivipara (common lizard), 8820 nucleotides. RefSeq lists its product as uncharacterized. Gene Ontology annotation, biological process: regulation of transcription by RNA polymerase II. The record is from RefSeq and is a predicted model, not a curated record. Lineage: Eukaryota; Metazoa; Chordata; Lepidosauria; Squamata; Lacertidae. Gene Ontology annotation, molecular function: RNA polymerase II cis-regulatory region sequence-specific DNA binding; DNA-binding transcription factor activity, RNA polymerase II-specific.
UGUUGAAAGGUGUUGUCAGACGCAUGAGAAAGUUCACUGCAAAGGACUCUCUAACGCAACUGGGCCCAGGAUAGAUCCCUUAAAUCAGCUUGUGGGAAGAAGGGAGGUUCAUUCCGCCUGAUUUAGGUGUGUGAGUGAUCUCUACAGGGAACUUUUUCGUGCUCCAGAGCCCAGCGCCUAGCAGGGUUGACCAGUCUUGCUCCCCACCCACACCGCUUUUGACAGGUGAAUGACAGCAAAUGAUUGACAGAUGGGUGGGCUCACCCACAAGUCAGAAGUUGGCUCAGGUGGUGGGGUGAGGUGGGGAGAUAUCUGGUCCCCCAGGCAGAAAAAGGGUUCUCUACCUACUGGGGUAAUAAGGGACUCAGGUGGCGCUGUGGGUUAAACCACAGAGCCUAGGGCUUGCUGAUCAGAAGGUCGGCGGUUCGUAUCCCUGCAACGGGGUGAGCUCCCGUUGCUCGGUCCCAGCUCCUGCCCACCUAGCAGUUCGAAAGCACGUCAAAGUGCAAGUAGAUAAAUAGGGACCGCUCCUGCGGGAAGGUAAAUGGCGUUUCCGUGCGCUGCUCUGGUUCGCCAGAAGCAGCUUUGUCAUGCUGGCCACAUGACCUGGAAGCUGUCUACGGACGAACGCUGGCUCCCUCGGCCUAUAGAGCGAGAUGAGCACCGCAACCCCAGAGUCGGACACGACUGAACCUGAUGGUCGGGGCCCCUUUACCUUUACCUACUGGGGUAAGUUAUCGGUUUUUCUUUACCGAUUUACUAGAUACUGGCAUAUUGAGACAGCAUAUGGCAGCCAUUCUGUAAUUGGCCAUGCCCAGGAGAGCAGCCAUUUUAGAGUGGCACCCAUGUCACUUUCUCUACGUCCCAAAGAUUGCAAAGAAGAAGAAUGGAGAGCCUGGCGUAUCAUCAGGCUCAUCCUGGAUAGCUCAGUUGGUGCUGAUAACUCCAAGGUUGCAGUUUGAGCCGUGAAUGGGGCAACUGCAUAUUUCUGCAUUGCAGGACUAGAUGAUCCUCAGGGUCCCUUCCUACCCUACAAUCCUAUUAUUUCUAUUACAGUAUUCCCUAAACUGGCAUCUAUCCACAGCUGAUCCAUCAGGCUACAGUGGCGGAAAGGGACUACAGGGCUUCUCCAUUGGAGAGCAAUUUUGGGAUCCUCCGUUUGAGCUGUUUGCAGUGCACCUGGUCAUCAGUAUUAUUCAGUGACUAAGAAGCUGCUCCUGUGCUUCCCAUUUCCAUCCCAUCCUGUUUCCUUUUCUAUUGUGGGUCUUCGAUCGUACGCAGAUCUUACGAUCGAUCUUACGCUACUGAUAUUUGUAAGCUGUUGCUUUCAAAUGAUUCCGAGUUGCACAUCAAAUAAAUGCUUCGUUUAUCUUUGUAAAUGGCUUGCAGAGAAGAAGAAAAUGCAUAUUGCAAUUAAAAAGAGAGAGAGAGAUGUCUUGGGUGUUGCCUGGAGACUUGAAAGGUGGGACAGGAAUUGUGUUUAUAAAUAUAUACACAGGUGAAACUCAUAAAAUUAGAAUAUCGUUGAAAAGUGCAUUUAUUUCAGUAAUGCAACUUUUUAUUCUUUAUUUUUCUUUUAAUUUCUAUAAAUGCUUUCUUUUGGAAAUCCCACAGUAAUAAAACAAAUAGUUACAGUAAUACAAAAAUAAACAUCGCUAUUACAUUUCAUUAAUUACAUUUCAUUUAUAAUUGACCCGCCUAACAACAAAUAAUUACAAUUGCAACAAAUAAAGGCUUGACAUAUCUUGCUUUGCAUGUCAUGCAUCUAUCUCAUAUAUUGGUUUCACCUUUUAAGUUACCUUACUGAAAUAAAUGCACUUUUCGACGAUAUUCUAAUUUUCCAAGUUUCACCUGUAUAUAUUGAAACCGAAUUUCUGUCUCCCAACCCUGAACAUCAGCAGUGAUUGGCCCAAGGUCACCCAGGGAGCUUCAUUCAUGGCUGAGUUUGGGGGAUCUGAACCCGGGUCUCCCAGGUCCUAGUCCAGCCCUUGAUAACCACCACACCACACUGGAUCUGCAAGGUCGUUGUUAAAAUGUGUAUAUCCCCCUUCAUACAUAGAUCUCAGGGCAGUUCACAACACUGGAGGUUUAUAAGCAGAGUUUGGCUGGCCAUCUGUCAUGGAUGCUGUAGUUGAGAUUCCUGCAUUGCAGGGGGUUGGACUGGAUGACCCUUGGGGAUCCUUCCAACUAUGAUUCCAUGAGAAAAUUACAAUAUAAAAAGCACAAACACAUAAUGAAAAUAAUGAUUAUGGUGACUGGAGUAUAAUAUUAUUAUAUGUACCCAGAUCAUAGCUGCCAAGUUUUCCCUUUUCUCACGAGGAAGCCUAUUCAGCAUAAGGGAAAAUCCCUGUAAAAAAGGGAUAACUUGGCAGCUAUGACCCAGAUGAGCGGGAAAUAAUAAUAAUAAUAAUAACAGUAGUAGUAGUAGUAAUAAUAAUAAUAGUAGUAAUAAUAAUAAUACAGUAAAGGCUGGGUAUAAUAUUAUUAGUAUAUCCCAGAUGGGAAUAAUAAUAAAUAUAUAAAUAAAUAAUCAUCAUAUUUAAGACCAGCGUUUGGGCCAAAGGAUAAGGCCCCCUCGCGUGUGGUUUCUUUGCUCCUACUACUGGGAGGGAGGCAGGCAAAUACUGUAGCAGCAUCGCGUGGCCGUCUAAGGGUUAAGGGAGAUAAGCGGAGCCGGAUUCCUAAAGCGGAAGGCAGCUUCUUCCGGGUAGGGAGAGGAAAGGGCGGCUCUCCCGGGGGGGGGGUGCAAGGGCGCCUCCUGGCGGUGCUCCUUCCUGCUUUCCUACUUCUCCUCCCGGAGGGGGAAAAUGGCUUUUGUCUUCCCCGAGGGCUGCCUGGGCGCUUCCCUGCCGGGCUUGGCUCUGGACGUGGUGGAACCCCCAAUUCUGUCUGCCUUUGCCUGGAGACAGGUGUUGGCAAAAGAAGGCAGAUUUCACCACUCAGCCUUCGUGGAAGCUUUCUUAGAGCACAGAUCAACGAUGGGAGAAGAAGACUCAACUCCUCACAGAGCAGGAAGAGGCCCCCAUAUCAGCAGGGAAUUCUGGGAAAGAACACUGCCGAAAAACCUGGAUGAGGAGGACACCCUCAGCUCUGACGAACAACGCCGGCGCUUCAGGCAGUUCCGCUACCAGGAGGCCAAGGGACCCCGAGAGGUUUGCAGCCGACUCCAUGAUUUCUGCUGUCGUUGGCUAAAGCCAGGGCAGUACACCAAGACUCAGAUCCUGGACUUGGUGAUCUUGGAGCAGUUCCUGGCUGUCCUCCCCCCGGAGAUGGAGAACUGGGUCAGGGAAUGUGGAGUGGAGACCAGUUCCCAGGCGGUGGCCCUGGCCGAAGGUUUCCUUCUGAGUCAGGAGGAGGAGGAGAAGCAGUUAGAGCACCAGGUCAAAGUUCUUCUUGGACAAGCAGCCCCUGAUUUCUUUGAGGCGGAGAGGAUUCUGUCGGGCACUGGACAGAAGUCACUGGGCGAUGGAGCGAUACCGGAAAUACUUAGUCGGUCAACUCUUCUGUGUGCUGGAGGAGAAGCAGCAGACACAGGAACUGAACCGGGUCCAGUGUCAUUUGAGGAGGUUGCUGUGUAUUUCACGGAGGAGGAGUUGCCUCUGCUGGAUGCGGACCAGAAAGCUCUGCACAGGGAAGUUAUGGAGGAGAAUUAUGGGAUGGUGGCCUCUUUUGCAGGCGGCGAAUGGGAAACGCAACAUAAUCGUGACCGACUCCCAAAGGUGUCAUUGGAAAGAGACAGGUGCAAAAAGAGCAAAACGCAUACCGGACAGCUGCCGCAUAAAUGCUUGGAGUGCGGAAAGAGCUUCAGACUGAGUGCAAGUCUCACAAACCAUCAGAGAAGCCACAAUGGGGAGAAACCAUAUAAAUGUUUGGAAUGCGGAAAGAGCUUCAGUCUGAACAGAGACCUUGCUUAUCAUCAGAUAAUUCACACGGGGGAGAAGCCGUUCCAAUGCAUGGAGUGCGGAAAGAGCUUUACUCGAAGCACAAACCUCCGCGGUCAUCAGAGAAUCCACACAGGUGAGAAACCCUACCAGUGCUUAGUGUGUGGAAAGAGCUUCAGCCAGAAGAAAUAUCUCACGUCUCAUCAUCGCAUUCACACAGGGGAGAAACCCUAUAAAUGUUUGGACUGUGGAAAGUGCUUCAUUCUGAACAAAGACCUCACUUGCCAUCAAAGAAUCCACACAGGGGAGAAGCCGUAUCAGUGCUUGGAAUGCGGGAAGAACUUUCGCUUGAACAAAGACCUUGCCUGUCAUCAGAGAAUUCACACUGGGGAGAAACCGUACCAAUGCUUGGAAUGUGGAAAGAGCUUCAAUAGGAGCACAAACUUCCGCUGUCAUCAGCGAAUCCACACUGGGGAGAAACCGUAUCAGUGCUUGGAGUGUGGAAAGAGCUUCAGUCGGAAGAUACAUCUCACUUGUCACACACAAAAAUCGCACUCGGGGGAAAUUGUAGAAGUGCUUGGAGAUGAGCUGUUCCAGGAUUCCUUUGAAAUCCUUACCCUGGACAUAUAAAAAGGAAUUCGAGAGAGAUAAAUUUCGCUCUAAAGUCAAACUGGAGUAUAAUACAGUUAAACCUUGGAUCCCGAACGCCUCCGUUUUGGAAUGUUUCAGCUCCCAAAAGAGGAAAACCUGGAAGUAAAUGCUCCAGUCCAGUUUUGGAAUGUUUUUCGGAAGGUGAAUGUCCAAUGCAGCCUCCGCUUGAGUGCAGGAAGCUCCUGCAACCAAUCGGAAGCCGCGCCUUGGUUGUCGGAACAUUUCGGAUGCCGAACGGGCUUCUGGAACGGAUUAUGUUUGACAACCGAGAUUUGACUGUGGCUGUUUUGCAAGCAUGAUUGCAAUUUUUGCUGACAUAUCAAAGAGAAUUAAAUCAAUAGCAAUAGCUGAAUUGGUGGGUAAAUUUUAAAAGAGGAUUUAUUUUUCCCUAGGAAGCUACUUUAUACCAAGUUAGAACACUGAUCCAUCUAGCUCAAUAUUGACUUCAUUGACUGGUAGUGACUGUCCUGGGUUUCAUCUGCGUGAGACCUGUCUUCACUCUCCUCAUUGGAAAUAUACAUAUUUAUACUGGCAAUGGGCCAAGCAUAUCUCUGUAUGUUCAUCUCAAAGAGUUGCAUUCAAGUCCUACUCAGAGUAAACCCUCUGAAAUUAAUGAACCCAAUCAUAUCCACUAACUCCAAUGGGUCUACUCUUGAGCAGGACUAACGUUGCACACCACCCAAAGUGUGUGUUUACAAUGUUUUGUAUUGCUGGUACCUCGCACCACAGAAGUCAUGAUAUUAUCUGUGUUUGUUGAAAAUGAUGCAAACACCAUUCAUACACGGUGGAAAAAUAAAAUCGCCUAUUCCUGUGGGAACGUUAUAGCUCAGAUGAACAUCAAUACUGGCUGUUCCGUAUCUGCAAUAGAGUCGUACCUUGGUUUUCGAACAGCUUAGUUCUUGAACGUUUUGGCUCCCGAACGCUGCAAACCCGGAAGUGUUCCGGUUUGCGAACUAUUUUUGGAAGCCGAACAUCCAAUGGGGCUUCCGAUUGGCUGCAGAGCUUCCUUCAGCCAAUCAGAAGGUGCGUUUUGGAAGUUGAACAGACUUCUGGAACGGAUAUGCGUUCGACUUCCAAGGUACGACUGUAUAUAUUUUACUUGGUUGUCUCACUGGCGGGGACAGACUAUUGCUAGCACGUAACUCUGGUGUUUGAAAGCUUGCGCUGGUUGUCCGCUGGGAAAAGUUACAGGUUCUUGUAUUAAGAACCUGGGUCCAAUAUAUUCUUAGGACUGCCUGAUUCCUUAUAUCCCUGCCCGAUCAAGGAGGUCUUCAAAGCAGUCAUUGUUACGAUCCCUCAUGAUGUUGUGGCUCAUCUCCAUCAGGAGCUAUUGUGGGGAACUCCCAGUUAAGAUCACAUACCCUCCAACAUUUCUCCAAUGAAGAUAGGGAUGUCCUUCAUUUCCCGCCACUCUGGACUGCUUCCAAGAUAUAUAAAAAUAUAAAACCUUUUUUUAAAAAACUUCCCUGUACAGGGCUGCCUUCAGAUGUCUUCUAAAGGUUGUAGAUUUACUUAUCUCCUUGGCCCGGGGGGCGCAUAACUCCAUACCCUCCAACAUUUCUCUGAUGCAAAUAGGGAUUUCCUAAGGAAAAGCAGGACAUUCCAGGAUCAAAUCAGAAACAUGGGCGGCUUCUGUAAAUCUGGGACUGUUCCUGGAAAAUAGGGUCUGAACUUGUCAUGCCUAAUAAAGGUUAUUGAUUUGAUUUGAAAAUAGGGUCUGAGAUCAGAUUUGUUAAGCUUCCUGUGCUCAGUGAUGACCUGAAAAUGCUGGUGUUUAAGCUGUUCCGAUUUUCUGGUUAGUUUUAGUUUUCUUGUAUCAACUACAUUGCACACCACCUAGAGGCUCUGAUGUUAAGCGGUAUGUAAGUGGCUGAAAUAAAUUGACGAUAAGAAGGGACCCUUUGGAAUGAGCGGUAAAUCUUUUAUUUAAACACACAGUGGGAAUAGUUCUAGCUGCCAAAUGGAGGCUCUCCUGCAUUCUUCCACAAAAGGAAUGGAUUUAUGUAGUUUUGGAUGUAGCCUCAGCUGUAAUGUUAACAGGAUCCACUCAUUUAUGAGAAGGUAGGCAAAAGAAAGAAAUAUCUGAGCAAUGUAGAAAGCCAUUAUUGUAUCAUACUGCAAUGUAAUAUGGAUAUCAAAGUGAUCUGACCGCACAUUGGAUUAAUGAGUUACCUUGCAUUUUUAACUUCUAUGUAAAAGAAGAACAAGAUAGUAUGAAUGCAAAUUAAGUUGGUAACUCCCAUUGAUGAAACACAUUUUAUCAGUGAAGAAUAUUAUCUGUUACGUGUAUAUAUUGUGCAUUUUGUGACGUGUGUUUUGUAUAUUUUAUAAUAAAACUUUUUCCUCCCCUAAGAGCUUGCAAUAUGGAACAAAACUGCCACCGUUUCACUCCUGUUUUCACACUGGAGAAUCCAUUUGCGGCUUCCUGGUUCAGCGCCAACGCCGAUCGGCGGGGUUUCGUCUCGUCUCCGAGACGGCCCGUCUCUGCUAGGAGUGGGGAGGGCAGCGAGAGCGACGCUGCGCCCCUUAGAACCUCGGGAAGGGCGUCCCGGGGGCAAUUUGCUCGGCAUAGACCCAAUCCGGACUCCCCAACUCUUCGGUUAGCUCUAAUAAGAGCUCCGGAGUGAGGAGGGUAGAAGUCGCGGGGGCCAUUUUGAGCGGCAACGUUAUUCUAGCAGGGAGAAGCUUCAAGCCGAAGGCGGAGAGCGCUGGAUUCUUCCGAAAAUAAAACGAUUGGAAAAGACUGUAAGUAACCUCACGAUUUGGAUUAUAAAACAAUUUGGAUCUGGGAGAGAGGGGAGAAAAGAGGAAGCCACCCCCCCCCACGGCAACAAAGAGACAGUAAAUAGAAACCCGAAGCCAUAAACAGAAGAUUUGUAAUUCAAAAGGAUCCCUCAAAGGCAUCAAAGAGAAUCUCCCCUUUGAUGCAGGGUGAAAAGGGGAGAGAGACUGUGAUUUAUGACUGCCCUGCAACAAGAGGUAAAGGCUAAGAUAAACCUUUCUUUCCCUUGGGAGCCGGCAGCCCAGACAACCCAGUGAGUUGAUCAGGAUUUAUAAGUCAAUUUUUAUUUCACUUGGUAUUCCUGGACUUUGUGGAAUUUCUUUUUUGGUUUAAGUGCUUGUGAAAUGUGAGUUCGAACUUUAUUGUUAACAAGACUUGAAGAAUGCAGUCAGCUUGUUAAAAUGGAGUCGAGAAAAUAAACUGUGAUCAUAUUCCACCCCACGUGACAAGUUUUGACCUUGGCAGGAUUGAAUUAUGUCAACAAAGAAGUGUUCCCCUGAGUUCCAGCGGUCUGUUUUGACCUUAAUGUGGGAAACAAGAAUAGAGCUAUGUCAAGAGGAGACAAGACGGCAAGAGUUACAGGAAAAAUUUCAGAUGGUGAUGGCGGAAUAUGAUUUUUUAGGAGAUGCUUUUGACACUGAAAAAGAUGAAUGUGAGAAUGACAAUGAUGAUAACUAUGAUUUGGAAGGAAAAGAUGAAGAUGAGGACUGUGAUGAUUCAACACAAAAUGAAGCACACCAUGGAAAAAAUGAUGACUCUACUCUACAAAAAGUUGGAUGGAGUGCCCUGCUUUUGAGGGGGGCACGAUUGGUAUUUUUGGAACUCCAGAACGCCCACAGGGAAGAAGGAAAAAAUAUGCAGAGAAGAGAAGAAAUCCAGGGGUCCUGUAUGGUGGCCUGGAUGGUAAAAGACUGUAAACAGGGGGUGGGGUGAAGGGAAAGGGAUGUUGUGAUUAUAAGGAUGGAUUAACAGGUUUAUAACUGGUCUGCUGAUUUUGGAAUUUGCUGGAUUGGGGGGGUGGAGCCGGUAUCGGGGAUGUAAGGUUAAAUUGAGAAUAGUUAUGGUUUUAAAAGUGAAUGGAUUUUGGAAAAUGUGUAAAUAUGGAGGCUUAUAGAGGGAGAAAAAAAUUAGGCACGGGAAGAGAAAAUGGGAGUUUGAUUUUUCAGUGAUUUGAGUAUUAGAUGAAAAUGUUAACAAUUGAUUUAUAAGUUGUAUAAGAUACAAAGGUGUAUUUUUAUAAAGUAAGAAACUGUUGCAGAUGAUAAAAAAGGGAGGAAAACCGGGGAAGGGAGGGGAAGCCCACAAAAUAUGGUUUUACAACUAUGAAUGUAAGAAAAAUUUUUCUGUUUUGUAUUGUUUUUUUCUUUUUUCUGCCCUUUCUUUUUUCCCUUUUUUCUAUUUCUAUUUUUUUUCUUUUUUUGGUAUGACAAUAGAUGGUUGGAUGGAUGUCCUCCUGCGUACUGCCCUGGUUUGCUGGAGCUCCCUGGUGGCAGGGGGGGCUUUGGG